Williopsis jadinii is the source of this 2440-nucleotide messenger RNA. RefSeq names its product cleavage polyadenylation factor subunit RNA14 (gene RNA14). Bases 151 to 2253 code for a protein of 700 amino acids. Gene Ontology annotation, biological process: mRNA 3'-end processing. Gene Ontology annotation, cellular component: nucleus. The record is from RefSeq and is a predicted model, not a curated record. Gene Ontology annotation, molecular function: mRNA binding; protein binding. The transcript has a single exon. Lineage: Eukaryota; Fungi; Ascomycota; Saccharomycetes; Phaffomycetales; Wickerhamomycetaceae.
CUCACUAUACAAAAACGACCACUGGUUCGUAACCAACGGUUCAAUCUUACCAGGUGAUUAUUGAAGCUUGCCAUUGCUUCGACCCUUCCGUCUUUGUCGUUUCUGUCUCUCUUUCUCUUCUCUUUUAAUUAUAUUAUCUUGAAACAACCCAUGUCCUCUUCUGUAGCAUCUCGCCGACCAAAGCGACUCGCAACGGACGUAAUAGGCCAGUUGGAGGACCAGUUGAAGGUGAACGAUAGGGACAUUGGCUCGUGGUUGACGCUUAUUCAACAUGUGAUUGCAAAGGAUAAGACUGAACAGGUGCGUGCUAUCUACGAGCAGUGUCUGAAGAUAUUCCCGUUUCUCGAGAGAAUCUGGAUAGGAUACAUUCAGUACGAGUUGAACAGAGGCGAGUUUGAUAAAGUUGAGGAACUGUUCAAGAGAUGCCUAUUCCAGUCGACUGGUGUGGCGCUAUGGCAGUGCUAUGUUGGUUACAUUAGAAGAAAGAACAAUUUGAUUACCGGUGGUGAGGAGGCUAGACGAGUCAUCUUCCAGGCUUAUGACCUUGCUGUGUCCAAGGUUGGCCAGGACCCGCUCAGUGGAUCCCUGUGGGAAGAGUACAUCCAGUUCAUCGACGACUGGAAGCCAGGGUCAUCCUGGGAUGAGCAGCCAAAGUUCGAUUUGAAGAGAAAAGUUCUGAAAAGAGCUCUCACCAUACCGCUUGGAAAUCUGGAGAAGCUGUGGACCAUCUAUACAACGUUUGAAAACGAUUUAAACGUCACCACGGCUAGAAAAUUCAUCGCAGACAUCUCAGGUGCCUACAUGAACGCAAGAUCUCUCUACAAGGAGUCCUCAAAGUUCCUAGACACCAUUGAUAGGUCUGAUGAUAUAAUUCCUGAGGGUGUUUAUUCACCACAGCAGUUGAAGGCAUGGAAAGGUUGGAUAUCUUGGGAGAAGUUGAACAGGCUGGAGCUGGAUAACACACAGUUGCUGGAGCGUAUCGACUACAUCUACCAGCAAGCCAUUCAAAAGUUGAUCUUCCAUCCAGAGAUCUGGUUUGAUAUGGCUGAUUAUUACAAGCAGAAUCCUCAGUACUUUUCAAGUACCAAAUUACAGGACUUGUUGAGGGUGAGUCUGCUCGUCAACCCAGGGGCAUUCAGUCUGAACUUCAAGUUGAUUGAUCUGUACGAAUUGGAUGACAACAGUGCGCAAUUGACUAAGACCUUUGACAGUCUCCUAGAGUUCUUGAACCACAACUACUCGCAACUGCUCGAACAGGAGGAAGACUUGAAGGCCAUUGCCUUGGAAGACUAUAUCAACCUCAAACAGUCGCAAGACGAGGAUGGUGAUGGCCCUGACGCUAAGCCAAUAUCUGAGGAGGAAAAAGAGAGCAUCUAUAAAGCAAACCCGGGAAUCAAAGCGAUUCGACUACAAAUGCAGAAAUUGUCAAAGACUGUAUCUUUGACGUAUUGUACCUAUAUGCACACCUUGAAACGUAUGCGUGGUAUUGAAGCUGCACGUCCAAUAUUCAAGGCUAGUCGUGCCUCUAAGGCUAAGACCCACCAUAUAUUUACGGAGGCUGCUCUGAUGGAGUACCGUCAUGAGCCAACGAAGAAAAUUGCAUUAAAGGUGUUUGAGCUAGGGCUUAGACCUUCUAAUUUCCCGAACGAUGGUGAAUUGAUUUACAAAUAUUUACAGUUUCUCAUGAGAACCCAGGAUGAUAUCAACGUUCGUACGGUUUUCGAAACUACGUUGAAGAAGCCAAUCGAACAGGAGUGGAUGCAGAAAUUGUUUAAGCUGAUGGUUAGAUUUGAAUCCAGCACUGGUAGCUUGGAGAGCGUGGUUAGGUUGGAAGAGAAGUACCGUGAGCUAUUUCCAGAGGAGGAUGCAAUCGGUCUAUUUGCGGAUCGUUAUUCAUUCAAUGAAUCAGCUAUUUUCGACCCAGAGGUUGAUUUGAUCCGUUACAACGAUCUGAAGCUGAGAAAUCUCACAGGAAGUGAAGGUAAGAGAUCGUUUGCACAGGUUGAAGAGGAGCGUGAAGGGCUCAAUAACGCUGAAAAUAAGGAAGACGAGAGCAGAAAGAAACAGCACGUUGAAAGUGAAGACACUGGCAACGAUGUCGAACCACAAUCUGUGGUGAAACCUGUGUCUCAAGGUGAAUUCGUCACGGACGAGAUUUACAACCUGUUAAGGGUCUUACCUAACAGUGCCAGUAUCGGCGAACCACUGUUUAACAGCUCCAAGCUGAUUGCUCUUUUAAAAGGUCUCGAGUAAGGCGACGAGAGGCGUGUGAAGUUAGAGCCUACAAGAUGUACACUUUGACAUACAGCGACGUACGUACAUGUGCCAUUGUCGUCUUCUGCCUGUCCUGCUGCUGACACUUGCACUUUCUCGAAAUAGCAUAAGUCUACAUAAAUCACAUGGUUUUACACUGUUAAUUGUAUCAUUUUAAACCUCCGUG